Molecule: messenger RNA, 2446 nt
Organism: Limulus polyphemus (Atlantic horseshoe crab)
Lineage: Eukaryota; Metazoa; Arthropoda; Merostomata; Xiphosura; Limulidae
Exons: 6
Coding region: 80-802 (240 amino acids)
Source: RefSeq, a predicted model, not a curated record
AUUAUUUGUUAUGUUUGCUUGCCUUGAAGUGUACGAAAUAUCAUUUAGAAUAUGCGUGAUUGAAAUUAAUCAAAGAUAAAUGGCAAAGAUAUUUAAAUACUGGACAUUACGGCCACUUAUUUUUGAGUGCAGUUUCACCUCUAUAAUUUUCUUAGGACUAUGCAUUCAAAUUCAAGAGGGAGUAAGUCACAUUGGCGAGCCGUGUAUUUUGUCUUUGUUUUGUCGAGGAAGUAACGUUUAUUGUCAUAAAGGAAUUUGCAGAUGUAAAGCUGAUUAUCCUAUUGAAGUUGAUUCUCACAAGUGUAAACAGGGUAAGAAACAAGGUGAGAGGUGUGAAUAUACAGAGGAGUGUACCUAUUAUGAUGAGAAUACUUACUGUACACAGCUGCCUUAUCGAAGUACUUGUGAAUGUCACACAGAUUAUAUUUACGAUGCUAGUAAAGGAUUAUGCGUGAAGAUUUCAGAAACUAGAAAUGAAAACUCAAAUCUUGUUCUUCCAACUGCUGUUGGUCUUUCACUAGCAUUUGCAAGUGUCGUAUGUUGCUGUUUAGCUCUCGUCCAUAUGUGUCGCAGACAAAAUUCUGAAGGCAAUGGCAUCUUAUGGUUUCAAGGUAAUAGAACAUCUGGAGCCCAAACAGAAGAACAACCUGCCACUCAGUUGCCUGCAGUUGAUAGUUUACCUUCUUAUGAUACAGUGGUGCAUGUUGAGGAUACUUCUGAGGAACCGCCACCUUCGUAUGAAGAAGCACUAAAAGUUACACCAAUUGAUACAGUAACAGUUUCAAACAGUGAUAAACCGUGAUGUAGAUGUAUCUUUAACCAAACAUCCUGUCUUCCAAGAACUGAAUGAGGAACUGUUGAACAGCACGGGCUUACAGACUGGAGCCUAGUAUUUCUUUUAGCCUUUAAUUGGUUUGUUAAGGAGUACCAGAAAAGGAUUAUUAUUCAAAGCCUCAGUUUUGUUUAAACUUGUUUCAGAAUUAUUUUAUCUCGUAUGUUGCUACAUUUACAAAAGAUGUGUAAUAAAUUACAUGCACGUUUUCAGUUACCUUAUGAUAAGAAUUUGAGCUUUGUUUAUUUUCAAAUAAAGCUGUUUUUGGGAUUUUGUUAUUAUAUACAUACUGUGUGUUUCAUAAUGGCAUUAGUUAUAUGCAAAUUGUAUGUAGAAUUUCAUUAAUCUGUUUUGUUUUUUAUUUUAAACGAAGCUGUAUUUUUAAGAAAAGAUUUUGAUGUAUAAAAAUAAUUCUCAAAGUUCGACAAUAGCAUAUAGUUGUAGGAUAUUUCAUUGUUUUACGUGAAAAAAAAUUGUAAGUUUAAAUUCAUUGAAAAUUGCAACUUUGGACGUUAUAGAGACAAAAUAAAUAAUGUUUAAUGAGUAAUUAGUCAUCUAUAUGAAAUUGGGAUGACUUUAUACUGUUUUGUAAAAUUAGUAAACUUACCUUUUAUGCUGUAAAAUAUUAGGAAUGCUUGUAUCUUUAUUUAGCAAAGUUGUGACGGUGCAUGUAUAUUUUAUGAAAAAUAUUUGUACAUAGUUAAUAUAAAUAUAAGUGUAUGAACCAGUGAAUAUGAAAAUGCAGACUUAACUCUGAAAUUUGGGAGUUUAGCAGUACUUUUAUGUGCGGAACAUGGAGCAAGGAGAUCAAGGAUUGUUUAGAAAUUGAAGGCAACUGAAAUGAGAAACAAUUACAUACAACUGGUUUUACAGAGUUAAGUCUUGACUUAAAGUGAAGUUUAAUUUUAAGAGUCAUACUUCAUUACAUGUUAGAAACUAGAAUAGGUUUCAUGAUAUUAAUUUUGGAGGAAAUGUAACAUUUAGACCUGAUAACUCAUGAAUGUAUUGUCUUAGCCAUCUGUACUAGCUUUGUGAUGGCAUAUGAAAAUAGUGUCAUAUCUGUGUCAACAGCAGAAAGAAGCAAGUUCAGUUAAAAACAUCAACAGAUUCACCCCUUACAAGAGUAGUAAUAUAGAUCCCUGAGUUAAAAUAUGAUCAUGAAGUGUUGAUAUAAAGAAAAAGUCACAGAUUGUAGAGUUUAGAAAAGUACGAUAUUACUUCACCUAGAGAUCUGCAUUGCUUGUGGCUGAUGAUGGUGUAAAUAUAAAUAGGAAUUAAUUAGACCUUUAUAGCUCAUUUUAGAUCAAAACAAAGACUUUUUCACUAUCAAAUGCACUUGUGACUUUAUUUUUAUAUAUCUCUAGAAUAAGAUUCAGUGUCUGUUUGUGUGUUAUGUAACUCCUUUUAAACUUCUGGUCUCACCGACUUCUAAGUGUUACCAAAUGAUUCAUCUUGGUCCCGCAGUUUGCAGAAAAGUCAAAUUUUUCACCCUACCCUUUAGGGAGUCUGUAGAUUUUUGGAAAAUUCCUUCUCGUAAAUUGCUGAAUUCACCAACUUCUAAGUGGUGCCAGAGAAAUCGUCUUGACCCGAGGUUUGUACAAAGGUAAAAUUUUG